This is a messenger RNA of Thlaspi arvense, 826 nucleotides long. The record is from the annotation of a GenBank genome assembly. NCBI's taxonomy places the organism in Eukaryota, Viridiplantae, Streptophyta, Magnoliopsida, Brassicales, Brassicaceae.
GAGUAAGCCUCAAGUAAUCUCUUCUUCCUUUUCUGGGGAUUUAAGAACAAAUUAUUAGUAUGGAGGUUCAAGAACAAGAUACACGAAACAGGCGACCCGAGCUUUCUCUCGUUUUCAUAUUCAUCACUUUCUUUGGUAUCGCUGCUUUUUUCUUGUGUCUCGCAUCUGAGUUUCAGAAGGCUAAGGGGAAAGAUCUGAAAUGGGAUGGAGAAUCGUGUUAUCUACCCGAAAGUCAUGCUUUAGGGUUAGGAACCGCCGCUCUGGUCUGUGUUUCAAUUGCUCAAAUAAUCGGAAACGUUGUGAUCUGCAGAGGCUUCUUGAAUAAAACAGCGAAAACGGGAACGAUACCGUUUUGUGUAUUCCUUCUGUUGUUUUCUUGGGCAAAUUUUGCGGUUGCAGUUACGUUGAUGAGCGUUGGUGCAAGCAUGAACAGAGAGCAGAGAUACGGCAAAGGAUGGCUAAACGGUGAGUGUUAUCUCGUGAAAGACGGUGUAUUUGCAGCGUCCGGCGUUCUGUGCAUUACAACGCUAGCUGCGGUUCUCGGAGCGUUUGCAUCCCACGGUAAACCAUCAUUACAUGUUGAGACCCAAAACAAAACUCAUACGCACAAUGUAUAGUAGUUUUCUUUUUGCCCCUUAGUUUUGACUCGGAAACUUAAGUAGAAAACAAAGAAAAUUCAUCAAAUGACAAUACAAAACCUUGAUCAUAGAUAUUCAGAAUAGGGAGUAAGAUUGAUUAGUCCAAUGUGAAUUAAUAUUAUUUUGGUGUGUUUAUCAUUGUUUAUUUUAGUAUACAAUAUCUGUGUUUUUUCGCAUUUAUGACCGUG